AUGGCACAAAAAGUUAAUAAAAAAGAUCAAGUUUGGAAUGAGCUGAACGUAAGUCAUCAUGACUUCAUGGAACUUGCUGAAGAAUUUGAUAUUACAAACUAUGAGGAUAAAUUCAUGAAUAUCAUUGCCUUAUUCAUUAUAACAUUCUCAAUGUUAGGCAUAUUGGCUAACAUUCUCAUUGUAUGUACAUCAUAUUCGAAAAUCAAAACAAACUACCGACAUUUUAUCGCCAAUUUAGCUGUUGUUGAUAUAGCUUGCUGUCUAGUUUAUAUAUUUAUGGGUUAUAUUAAUAUAUUAGAUUUACAAACGAAACUAUCUGUCAGUAUGAUGACCUAUUCUGCCUUAGCUUUUUACGGAUCAUUUGGUGUUAUGAUUUGGGCUGUUUUGCCAAUUUCGAUAAGUCGGGUCUUGGCAUUAACUCAUAGCGGAGCCUAUAAAUCGCUUUGUUAUGGAGGGAUGUCGAUUAUAUUCUGUUUACUGGCUGACUUUUUGCCCGUUACAUUACUUUAUAUAAUAAGCCUUCAAGAUUAUAAUAGCGCUCGCAUAACGUUCAUCUUCUAUGGAUUCAUAACGGUUGUUGCGUAUGUUAUUGCAUUUGUAUCAAACUAUAUGGUUUUUCAAAUAGUUGCUCGUCACAUUCAUGUUGUUCAAAAUUUACAAGACGAAGCGCGGCUACUUGAAACUCGACAAGUGGCUUUUGCAACACUCGCACAAGCCAUUGUUCCAUUAAUUUGUCAAGUGCCAGCCUUUUUGACAUUAUCAUCUGCUAUAUUGCUAACAGAGCCAAUAACAAACUCAACCAUAAUUACAAUAACACAAUUAUGGUUAGCAAGCAGUCCAUUGCUAGAUGCUCUCAUUACGGCAGUUGUUAUCAAACAAUACAGAAAACAAUGGAAAGUCUAUGCUGGAUGGCUAUGUAGCAUACUUCGACGAACGAAACAGAACAAAGCUACAUUGACUGUUAAUUUAGAAACAAAUCUAUUAGCUACACAGCUUUGA
This is a messenger RNA of Auanema sp. JU1783, 999 nucleotides long. NCBI's taxonomy places the organism in Eukaryota, Metazoa, Nematoda, Chromadorea, Rhabditida, Rhabditidae. The record is from the annotation of a GenBank genome assembly.